This is a messenger RNA of Nematolebias whitei (Rio pearlfish), 1347 nucleotides long. Its product is annotated as solute carrier family 17 member 9-like. Bases 1 to 1347 code for a protein of 448 amino acids. The record is from RefSeq and is a predicted model, not a curated record. Gene Ontology annotation, biological process: transmembrane transport. Lineage: Eukaryota; Metazoa; Chordata; Actinopteri; Cyprinodontiformes; Rivulidae. Gene Ontology annotation, cellular component: membrane. The transcript is spliced from 13 exons. Gene Ontology annotation, molecular function: transmembrane transporter activity.
AUGGCUGGACACUCAGCAGGACAUAAUGGUUCUGUGGAGCCCAGACCCGAUGGAGGUGCCAGCGAGGAGCUGGAGGACCAGAACCUGUGGCCCAGACCUCUGGCUCGACAAUGGACCGUGAUGCUGUUCAUGGGCACCUGCCUCCUCUACAGUGCCCGGAUGACCAUGCCAGUCUGUGCUGUUUCGAUGGCCGCCUCCUUCCACUGGAGUAAGAUCGAGUCUGGCCUUGUCCUGGGCGCCUUCUUCUGGGGCUACUGUUUCACUCAGAUCCUGGGAGGACACGCCAGUGACACGUUGGGAGGAGAGCGUGUCUUGUUCAUCUCUGCAGCUUCUUGGGCUCUGAUCACGGCCGGUACCCCUCUCCUGGCCCAUCUGGGCUCACACACCCUUGCUGCGAUGACGAUGGCCCGAGUCCUGAUGGGUGUUCUCCAGGGUGUCUUCUUCCCAUCUUUGGCCAGCCUGUGCUCCCAGCGUGUGGUGGAGGGAGAGAGAGGCUUCUUAAUGAGCACCAUGCACAGCGGCAGUCACCUUGGAACUCUGUUAGCAGGUGGACUGGGCUCCCUGAUACUGGACAGGUAUGGCUGGGAGAGCAUGUUCUACUGUAUCGGACUCCUGGCUGGACUCUGGGCCCUCACAGUUUGGCACUAUUUUUUAAAAGGUGAUGUCAUUCCCAAACAGAAGGGUAAAAAGAACGAUUUCCAGCCGGGUUUGAUAGGAAGACACUGGCUGGACCUGUUGAAAAAGCCUCCUGUUUGGGCCAUGGUGUUUGCUCAUAUGUGCCUGUGCAGCACAGCCUGCACUCUGUUAUCAUGGCUGCCAACGUACUUCAAGGAAUCGUUUCCUGAAGCCGCGUCGUGGGUGUAUAAUGUUCUUCCAUGGCUAACUGCUAUUCCUUCAGCUCUUGGAGGAGGAGUUGUGUCAGAUUUCCUCAUUACCAAAGGAUACAGUGUAGUGUCUGUGAGAAAAAUAAUGCAAUUUUUUGCCAUGGGAUUGUCCAGUAUGUUUAUUAUACCGUUGUCUGGAGACAUCACGUUUCCCUCUGCUGUGAUCUUCAUUUCUGCUGCUAUUGGUUUCUCCACGUUCACCAGCUGUGGAGUUUCUGUGAACGUUCAGGAUCUCACUCCAUCAUGUGCAGGCGCCCUCUACGGUUUUAUGAACAUGCUGGGCGCUUUAAUGGGGCUGGUUCUGGUGUCGUUUUCUGGCUACCUGAUAGAGGUCACCUUGUCGUGGGCCACAGUCUUCUCCCUCAUCACUUUAGUAAACGCCACUGGUCUUGGGAUCUUCCUCGCCUUUGGAGACGCUCAACGUGUCGACCAGCCAGAUGACUGCCAAGUUAUCGUGGUUUGA